This is a messenger RNA of Populus trichocarpa (black cottonwood), 6350 nucleotides long. RefSeq lists its product as uncharacterized. Gene Ontology annotation, molecular function: nucleic acid binding; RNA-DNA hybrid ribonuclease activity. Gene Ontology annotation, biological process: DNA integration. The record is from RefSeq and is a predicted model, not a curated record. The transcript is spliced from 7 exons. The coding region runs from base 1 to 6312 and encodes 2103 amino acids. NCBI's taxonomy places the organism in Eukaryota, Viridiplantae, Streptophyta, Magnoliopsida, Malpighiales, Salicaceae.
AUGACCGAAUAUGAUGAGCUGGUUAAGAAGAAUGGGCUCGCAGAAAAAGAGUUGGCAAAGGUUAAAAGAUCAACAAAAGGCAAGAUGAAUGUUGACAAAGAGGUGAUGGAUUCCUUGAAGAAGGGAAAGAGCAUUCUUUCAAAGAAAAUAGAAGUUGAAAAGGAGAAGAAUCGGCUAGCCCAGCUCGACAUAGAAGAGGAAAGAAGGAUUAGAGCUCAAUAUAUGGUGCAGCUUGAGGAAGAGAGAAGUUCAAGAAAGGCUGCAGAGUCUGAUAUGAGAGAUUACCAAAAAAGAGCCGAGUCUUCAAAAGGAAGGAUGAUGGCUUUACAAUCGGAGAUCAAGAUACGAGAAGAGGAGUUAAAAGAGAUAAGAAGCCAUUACUUCGAGAUGGAAGAGGAGCUCGGUAAGGCUAAGCAAGAGCGUCAAGAAUGUCAAGACUACAUGAACAGCUUUACAGUCCAAAUUAACUCCAAAAUAGCCGAACUGGAUCUCGAAAAGGAAGAACUACAGAGGGUAAGGGAUAAGUUGGCCCGGUCGGAGGAUAUGGUUCGAGUAUUGGAAAGAAGUAAUGAAGCCCUAGGAGCCAGCAACGAAGUGAUAAUUGCAGAUAACACUGUGUUCCAUGAUAAGAUAAGGCAUAUAACGCAGCAGGUCGAGCAAGUAGCCCGUUAUACGGAAAGGUUGCAACGACAAGCUACCCAAGUUGGAAAUGAUGCUUCAAAGUAUCGGGAAUACAUGGCAGCCAUCACAUGUUUUAUUGGGGACUUAGCUAAUAGGGGAAACCUUCUAAGAGCUAAGAAUGGGGAGGGAACAUCAGCACAACAGCCUGAAGGAGCGCCAGCAGCUCACAUCCCUCAGGUAUCCCAAAACCAGGGGGCAAACUCGGCCAAUGAACAACAUUUUGUGCCUAUCACCCCUAUCCAGCCAACUCACGCUCCAAUCACUGUGGACUUAACAGUGGAGGGAGUCCCGGAUAAUAGGUCUCCCAGUGUGAUGGACCAAGACAAGCUAUUUGCUCUAGAAGAAAGGUUAAGGGCAGUUGAGGCCGAAAGAAUAGAACAAGGGAUUAAAGCUGGGCGAAUAGCAAUGCCAGUGGAAAAGAAGGGUUUUAUUGGCAGAAAGAGAGAGGGCGAUGUUAACCAUCUGGAAGGUGGGUAUAAGGGCAAGAGAGGAGAUUUCCAUAAUCCUCAAGUACCUACCUCUCAAUUCUCACGCAUAAACUUUAACCAACCUUUUUCCCCUAAUCGAACAAAUAACCAGUCAAACUACCAAAAUCACUACCAAAGACCCCAUACAAAAUACACUUCAGAACAACUGCCACCGUUACCCAUGCCUUUGAAGGACAUGUAUGCCAAAUUGUUGAGCAUUGGACAAAUAGCUCCCAUCCCUACACUACCACUACAACCACCAUUCCCAAUUUGGUACAAGCCCGAGUUGGCUUGCGAGUACCAUAGGGGUAAUCCCGGGCAUGGGAUUGAAACCUGUUACGCUUUCAAGAAGAGGCUAUUGGAGCUUAUUAAGAUGGGAUGGGUAUCCUUUGAAGACAAGCCCAAUGUUAAUUCAAACCCAUUGCCUAAGCAUGCCCCAAAUAGUAGUGGAGUAGGCAUGAUCGAAGUGGGAAAUCAAUGCAAGGUAUUGAAGGUAUCCAUGAAGAAGUUGUAUGACAUGUUGGUACAAUCAGGAUUUCUAAAGACAAAAGGGGAGAGCCGUUUGGAGGGAUAUGAUUACUGUGAAUACCAUGGAAGAGAUGGACAUCAUAUUGAGGAUUGCAUCGAGUUUUGCGAAAAGAUUGCAAAAAUGCUAAAAAUAGGGGAGUUGAGGAUUGAACCCAUGAAGAGCAGUGGUGAGGUGAGUAUGAUGGAAGGUCGAGAUGAGAUGACAGGAGUAUGUAGGAUCCAACAAACAGCUAAGGGGCCACCAAGGCUAAUCUUGGUCAAACCUUCCUGCACAAAAGGAAACCACAAUGCCAUGCAUUACAAUUACGGCUAUACCUCCAACGUUCAAACUCCACUUCCCUUGUUCCAAACCGAGAUUAGUGGUUUGACUCGGAGUGGUCGUUGCUUUACGCCCGAGGAGUUGAGAAAGGCAAAGGGCAAAGAAGUGGUAGAUCUUGACAAAGCACUAGAAGUUAAUAAGCCAGUAACAGAAGAGGAGUCGAAUGAAUUCCUGAAGUUGAUCAAGCAUAUGGGAAGGAUCCAUGCAACUAAUUACCUGUACUUCACGGCUGAUGAGCUUGAUGCUGAAGGUACCGGACAUAACAAGCCCUUAUACAUCACGGUUAGGUGCAAGGACUGCCUCAUAGGAAAAGUACUCAUUGAUAACGGCUCGGCCCUUAACGUGUUGCCAAAGCACAUGCUGGAAGAAAUGCCGAUCGAUGAAUCCCAUAUAAAGCCAAGUACUAUGAUGGCCAGAGCGUAUGAUGGCUCGCCUAGGCCAAUAAUUGGGACUUUAGAAGUGGAGCUAUAUGUGGGACCACAAAUGUUCUUAGUAACACUUCAGGCCGAGGAGACAGUAUCCAUGACAAAGAAUGUAGCUGUGCCUUUUAUCGAAGCGGGCGAUUGCAAGGGUAACAAUAUCCAUGCCUUUGAGAUUGUGAACACCGACUGGGUGCCAGAGAACACAGUGCUAAGAAGGCCCAGGAUCUCAGAAGCAGCAAGGAUGGCAAGUCUAUGCUUCUUGAACCGCGAGAUCCCAUUUCAAUAUAACCUUAUUAUCGGGAUACCAGAAGGGGUUAAUCUGGCAAAGAUGAAAAGUGCUGCUCAAAGAUUUGGGCUAGGGUACCAACCUAACCAAGAGGAUUAUCGGUGGGCUGCUGGUCGGAGAAGGGCCGAAAGCCUUGAUCAAGAACUGUCAAACAUGAGCAUAAAUACCUUGGGGGAAAACAAGAUGGAAGGAGAUGAAAUGAAGACAGUAGCAAGAAAGGGAGAUGAAGCACUCCCACAACUGACAAUCUACACCAUAGAAGAAGUAUCCGCCAAGACUUUUGUGCGCAAGCUAGUAGAACAACAGGAACAGACUUGGAAGCCUAUCGCCGAGGAACUCGAAACCAUCAAUGUGGGUAGUGAUCAGCUCAAGAAAGAGUUGAAAAUAGGUACCUUAAUUACUUCUGAACAAAGGAUAAAAAUGAUCACCCUAUUACAAGAAUAUUCAGAUGUCUUUGCUUGGUCCUAUGAAGAUAUGCCGGGUUUGGAUACAAAUAUUGUAGUACACAAAAUACCGUUGGAAGAAGGUUGUAAGCCAGUCAAGCAGAAGCUGAGGAGGGCCCACCCCGAUGUCUGGAUCAAGGUCAAGGCAGAACUUGAGAAGCAAUGGGAUGCUGGCUUCCUAGAAGUAGUUAGAUAUCCACAAUGGGUAUCUAACGUUGUUGUGGUGCCUAAGAAGCAGGGGAAGAUUAGAGUUUGUGUGGAUUUUCGGAAUUUGAAUAGAGCUAGCCCUAAGGAUGAUUUUCCCCUACCACACAUAGAUGUUUUAAUAGAUAACGCUGCCCGGAGUUCCACUUAUUCCUUUAUGGAUGGUUUUUCAGGAUACAACCAGAUAAAAAUGGCUCCGGAGGAUAAGGCGAAAACAACUUUUGUCACACCUUGGGGGACGUUCUGCUACAAGGUCAUGCCAUUUGGAUUGAAGAAUGCAGGAGCAACCUAUCAAAGAGCAAUGGUGACUUUGUUCCACGACAUGAUGCACAAGGAAAUUGAGGUGUAUGUAGACGACAUGAUUGCCAAGUCUAAAAGGGGAGAGGAUCAUGUUGAAGUUUUGAGGAAGUUGUUUGAGAGGUUGAGGAAGUAUGAACUAAGGCUUAAUCCUGCAAAAUGUUCAUUCGGAGUUAAAUCGGGCAAGCUGUUAGGAUUUGUAGUAAGUGAUAGAGGUAUAGAGGUGGAUCCAGAGAAAGUAAGGGCCAUCCAAGCUAUGUCAUCCCCCAAGACGGAGAAAGAAGUAAGAGGAUUCUUGGGAAGGUUAAACUACAUUGCUCGGUUCAUAGCUCAGUUAACAACGACAUGUGAACCUAUAUUCCGACUACUAAGGAAAAAGAAUCCUGGAACCUGGAAUGAGGAGUGUGAGGAGGCAUUCAAUAAAAUCAAGCAUUAUUUACAAAAUCCACCUUUACUGGUUCCUCCGGUAGCAGGAAAACCUCUAGUAUUAUAUCUAACAGUAACUGAAGCAGCCAUGGGAUGUGUAUUGGGUCAGCAUGAUGAAACCGGAAGGAAGGAAAGAGCUAUUUAUUACUUAAGUAAGAAAUUCACUGAAUGUGAGUCUAGAUACACGGAAAUAGAAAGGCUUUGUUGUGCGUUGGUGUGGGCGGCAAAGAGGUUGCGACAUUAUAUGUUAUACUAUACCACUUGGUUGAUUUCAAAGGUGGAUCCUCUGAGGUACAUUUGUAACAAACCCUUUCUCUCAAGUCGAAUUGCAAGGUGGCAAGUUCUAUUAGCAGAAUAUGACAUAGUAUACAUGACAAGGAAAGCCGUAAAAGGAAGUGCAAUCGCGGACCAUCUGGCCGAUAAUGCUGUUGAAGAUUACGAACCUUUGGAUUUUGACUUUCCCGAUGAAGAUAUAUUGUCAAUAGAGAAAGAAGAAGAGAAGACAGAUUGGUGGACGAUGUUUUUUGACGGCGCAGUGAAUGUAUAUGGUAACGGGGCCGGUGCGGUAAUAAUCUCUCCUGAUAAGAAACAGUAUCCAGUUUCGGUUAAACUACAUUUCGAGUGCACCAACAAUACAGCUGAGUAUGAAGCUUGUAUCCUCGGUUUAGAAGCGGCAUUAGAGUUGAAGAUAAAGAAGUUAGAUGUAUAUGGAGAUUCAAUGUUGAUUAUCUGUCAGGUUAAAGGGGAAUGGCAGACCAAGGAGGGAAAAUUGAGGCCAUACCAGGAAUACCUAUCCACGCUAGCAAAGGAAUUUGAAGAAAUUAGAUUCACCCAUCUGGGAAGGGAGGGGAACCAUUUUGCGGAUGCUUUGGCCACGCUAGCGGCUAUGACUACCAUUGAUCUCAAGUGCAAGGUACAACCGGUACACAUUGACAUUAGAAAUGACCCAGCUCACUGUUGCUUAGUUGAAGGAGAGAUAGACGGACAUCCUUGGUAUUAUGAUAUCAAGAACCUUGUGCAAAAUCACGAAUAUCCGGUGGGAGCUUCCAAAACGGAUAAGAAAACUUUGAGAAGGUUGGCUAUAGACUUCUAUUUAGAUGGAGAGAUUUUGUACAAAAGAUCAUUUGAUGGGACCCUACUAAGGUGUUUGAAUGAGGCAGAUGCUAGAAAGGCAUUACGGGAGGUCCAUGAGGGGAUUUGCUCAACCCAUGCUAGCGGGCAUAUGAUAGCGAGGAAAAUCCAAAGGGCUGGUUAUUUUUGGAUGACACUAGAGAAAGACUGCAUCGAUUAUGUCAGGAAAUGUCAUAAAUGUCAAGUUUACAGUGACAAGGUCAAUAUGCCACCAGCUCCUCUAUUUAAUCUAAUAUCCCCUUGGCCAUUUACAAUGUGGGGAAUUGACGUGAUCGGGCCUGUUAACCCAAAAGCUAGCAAUGGUCAUAGAUUCAUCCUCGUAGCUAUUGACUACUUCACAAAAUGGGUAGAAGCUAGUUCAUAUGCCCACGUAACACAGAACGUAGUGAAGAGGUUUAUAGAAAAGGACUUGAUUUGUCGAUAUGGUCCUCCUGAAAAGAUAGUGACAGAUAAUGCACAGAAUUUCAAUGGCAAAAUGAUAGCGGAGCUGUGUACUAAAUGGAAAAUCAAGCAUUCGAAGUCUUCACCAUACCGACCAAAGAUGAAUGGCGCAGUAGAAGCCGCCAACAAGAACAUCAAGAAGAUUAUUCAGAAAAUGGUAGUCACAUAUAGAGAUUGGCAUGAGAUGUUGUCAUUCGCACUUCACGCAUACCGCACUACAGUCAGGACCUCGACAAGGACUACCCCAUAUUCUUUGGUAUACGGUAUGGAGGCAGUAAUGCCGUUGGAAGUGGAAAUCCCAUCGUUAAGAGUAUUAAUGGAUUCCGAACUAGAAGAGGCUGAGUGGGCCAAAGUGAGAUAUGAGCAACUGAACUUGAUCAGCGAAAAGAGGAUAGCUGCAAUAUGUCAUCACCAACUUUACCAGAAACGAAUGGCCAAGGCAUAUGAUAAGAAGGUUAGACCGCGGUUGUUUCAAGAAGGGGAUCUGGUAUUGAAGAAAAUAUUGUCGUUACCUGGAGACGAUCAAAGCAAAUGGGCACCGAAUUACGAGGGUCCUUACGUAGUAAAGAAGGCAUUCUCAGGAGGAGCGCUGAAGUUGGCUAGAAUGGAUGGAGAAGACCUAGCUCGACCUGUGAAUUCUGACUCUGUAAAAAGAUAUUAUGCUUGAUGUAGGCUCCUAAAUCAAUAAAGCAAAGUUUGGCCAUU